Staurois parvus is the source of this 1734-nucleotide messenger RNA. NCBI's taxonomy places the organism in Eukaryota, Metazoa, Chordata, Amphibia, Anura, Ranidae. The record is from the annotation of a GenBank genome assembly.
AUGGCUAUAAUGCACAUGAUCAUGAAUAAUCUGGAUCCAGCCGUGGCUCAGUUUCCCCAAGAGCUGGUGACCUAUGGAGGGAAUGGGCAGGUCUUCAGCAACUGGGCACAGGUAUGUAAUACGACUGAUCCAUGCAGUGUUCUGCCUGAGUUGGAGACCCUGGUGAUGUACAGCGGACAUCCUCUUGGCCUCUUUCCUAGUCACCCUAGAGCUCCGCGGGUGGUCAUCACCAAUGGGAUGGUGAUUCCAAACUACUCCUCCAGGAAAGAUUACAACAGGAUGUUCGCAUUAGGUGUGACAAUGUAUGGACAAAUGACUGCAGGCAGCUAUUGUUACAUUGGCCCGCAGGGUAUUGUGCAUGGUACAGUGUUGACCGUAUUAAAUGCUGGACGUCGUUACCUUGGCUUGGAGGAUCUGGCUGGGAAGGUGUUUGUCACGUCUGGUCUCGGAGGGAUGAGUGGCGCUCAGGCGAAGGCAGCGGCCAUCGUGGGCUGUGUAGGAGUUAUUGCAGAGGUUGAUGAAAAUGCUUUGUUAAAGCGUCACAAGCAGGGUUGGCUGAUGGAGGUUACAAACUCGCUGGAUGAGUGUAUUGGGAGGAUUCGAAAAGCACGAAAGGACAAAGAAACUCUGAGCCUGGGAUAUCAUGGGAACAUUGUGGACCUCUGGGAGAGGCUUGUGGAAGAAUAUGAGAAGACGGGUGAGCUGUUGGUAGACCUUGGAUCUGACCAAACCUCCUGCCACAACCCAUUCAGCGGUGGAUAUUACCCAGUACAGCUCUCUUUCAAGGAUGCCAACCAGAUGCUUUGUGCUGACCCUCAGACCUUCAGUCAGCUUGUACAGGAGAGCCUAAGAAGGCAGAUAGCGGCCAUCAACAAGCUAUCGGAUAACGGCAUGUUCUUCUGGGAUUAUGGAAAUGCAUUUCUGUUGGAGGCUAAGAGAGCAGGUGCUGAUGUGGUGCAGAAAGGAGGAGACGGUAUAGAAUUCAGAUACCCAUCCUAUGUCCAGCAUAUAAUGGGAGACAUCUUUUCUCUGGGAUUUGGGCCGUUCCGAUGGGUGUGUACAUCCGCUGAGCCGUCCGACCUCGCCGCCACGGAUGACAUCGCAGCCACUGUAUUAGAGGACAUUAUUUCCCGGGGAGUCAGCGAUCCAGUCCGGAAGCAAUACGGAGACAAUAUUCGAUGGAUCCGGGAAGCUGGAAAACAUCAAUUGGUUGUCGGCUCUCAAGCACGAAUUUUGUAUUCCGAUCAGAAGGGGAGGAUUGCCAUUGCUGUCGCCAUAAAUCACGCUGUAGCAACUGGCCGGGUCCAGGCUCCAGUGGUUAUCAGUCGGGAUCACCAUGAUGUGAGUGGGACAGAUAGCCCAUACAGAGAAACGUCCAAUAUAUAUGAUGGCUCCGCCUUCUGUGCAGAUAUGGCUGUACAGAACUUUGUGGGAGAUGCCUUCCGUGGAGCUACGUGGGUAGCCCUACAUAAUGGAGGCGGAGUUGGCUGGGGUGAGGUCAUUAAUGGAGGCUUUGGCCUGGUGCUGGAUGGAUCCCCAGAGGCCGAGCACAAUGCCAAAAUGAUGCUGAGCUGGGAUGUGUCCAAUGGGGUGGCGAGGCGUUGCUGGUCGGGUAACAAAAAUGCCUACGACACCAUCGUUGAAACCAUGGAGUCGAAUCAUAGACUGAGAGUGACGCUGCCAUACACGGUGAAGGACCCGAGUGUUCUGGAGAAGGCUUUGGCUCAACUUUGA